AGUGUGUGUGUGCAUAUUUCAUAGCGACCAUAGAUCUUCGUUGAAGGUCAAAAAGGAAAGCGCAAGGUGUGUGUUUUGGAAUUACUCGUCCAAUGAACGCAAUGAACACUCAACAUAAUGGACGUAACGGAGUGAUUAGACUUGGUAAAAAAUCUCUCGCGAGAGUUGUCUUAAAUUAUCGCUCCGAUGGAACUGUCAAUAAAAAAGGGUUCUUGUUUUAGCAAUCCUUACCUAAUGAUGUAUCCUUGGAGGAGUUUUGAAAACGAUCGGCUAAUGCCUCUGCUUACGUUGAUACGGUCGUGGACCUUGGUAAAAUAUAUUUUCCUAAACUGGUUUUGCUAGUACCACAGCUAAAAUUGUAUUUUUAUAUAAUAUUUCAAACUUUGUACAAAUACCAUCCCACAACAGGCAAUUUUCCCCACAGCCCGAACCAUUUGUUUGUUUUAUGUUUCACGCUCUUGUUUUCCUUGUCGGGUUUGCCGCUGCAGAACGGAAAAAGGUUAAAUGUUUCUCUUGGGUGGGCGAAAGGAUCGCACCAUCCAUUUGCGAGUGUCAUAAAUUAGUUCUGCUUCAUUCCUGCCAGUGUGUUGUUGCCGCUCGGGGAAGAACAAUCUCCUGCUCGAGGGUAGCAGGAUGUACUGUUUUUGUUCACAAACAAUCUUUCCCUUGGAACUGAAUGUGCAAAAGUAACAAGUGUGUGUGUGUGUGUGUGUGUGAUUUUAAGCGAAAACAGCAAUACUCGUUUGAACCGUAUUGACUGUGCUAAAAGUGAUCCACGUAGACUUGGACAUGAAUCAUAUCGCCAAGUUUUGGCCCCUUUCGGACAUUCAUCUGGCUGGCCGAAACAGUUCCAGCCCGGUGUUUAGCAGCAAACCACUGUACCGGCUGGCAGUGGAAGCUCUCGCGCGAAGCUACUCCAACAACCCACGAUGUCCGCAUUACAGAGCAGCUAUCGAGCAAUUGCCACUGGGCAGUCGGUUGGACCUACUGACCGAAAUGUGUGACUACCCGAGCCUGGUGGAAGUGCAGUGGCAGAUACUUUCCGACCCGUUACUGGUCAGUGAUUUCAUCAAGUACCUGUCCGGUGAUCUAAGCCCGCUCGUUCAAUGUCUGCAGUGGCUUCAAAGUGUCAAAAAGCCUGUCCCUAUUCAGUUGUUUCGUCAGUACAAGAAGCUAAUCGAGAAGAAGAUUUGGACGGGUGGUGUCCCUCGUCUGGAUUACCGAUGUGGACUACGCAUCGGAACCUUCCUGACGGAGACUGGAUGGACCGUGGAAGCGAUCGGUAUUCUACAGCUUGCACAGCAACAUGCAAGCUUCGGAACGGCGGAGGAACUAGCCGUACUGCGACAGCUAAUGCGUACCCAAACGCUUGCCGGAAAGCUGAUCAACGCAGGCAAAACGUACGAUCGCAUGAAGAGAAUGCUGAGCAAUGUAAUCCGGCAGUCGGCGAUUUCCCAAGCGCUUUCCGACAAACGUAGCGAUGGGCAAAGCUUGCAAGACCUACAGAUGGCCGUAUUCCAUUCGUUCUCGCUAUAUCACUACGAGGAACUAAACUUUGAGCUCAGCUACGAGUACGGCAUGCAUUCGCUAGCCAGAAUUAGCGCGCGCUCACCGAGCCGACUAGUUAUCGACGUUCUUCGGCAGCUCGUGCGCGCUUGUCUUGGUCGUCGGAUGCAUGCCAAAGCAGCGUACAUACUGCGACAGGCGAUCGGACUGGUGGUGCAGCACUACGGACGUGUUAGUGCCCUGUACGCCGAAACACUCGAAGAUUUGGCCCUUCUUCUGCUUGUCUGCAAUCACGUAGGCGAAAGUGUCGAUGUGUACGCGGAAGCUCAGCUACUCUACAUGCAGCUGUACGGAUCGCGGAAUUUAAUGCUUUCCCUUGCCCAAGGCAAUCUAGCGUACGGAUUGUGUUUGCAGGCGUACGUUACGGGGCGUCGUGAUCGUGCGCUACAGCACGUCGCCAAGUCUAUCGGCAACUACCAGCGCAUCUGGCCACCGGAGCAUCGUAUGCUGGCACAGGUAUUUCGGUUGCGUUCUACAAUGGAGCUGUUUACAUUCUCGAAUGCGACUGGCGAGGAACCAGGUUUACUGCAGGAUGAGUUAUUUAAUCCUCAGGAUAUCGAACCGUUGUCAGUUAAGGAUUUGAGUGCUCAUUUACGAGUAAUUGAGCAAUGGGAGAAGAAGUAAUAAUACGACGUAUUGUAAGAGGAAAUUGAAUCUUAUACAAAUAUUCGAAUAAAGUUCCAUGUAUGUCAUGGUAAAACGCCCAAAUAAUCCUAAGGACAAGUGAUAAAAAUGAAGAUUAAGAUUUAUAA
Anopheles stephensi (Asian malaria mosquito) is the source of this 2318-nucleotide messenger RNA. RefSeq lists its product as uncharacterized. Gene Ontology annotation, biological process: intracellular protein transport. Gene Ontology annotation, molecular function: protein binding. The record is from RefSeq and is a predicted model, not a curated record. Lineage: Eukaryota; Metazoa; Arthropoda; Insecta; Diptera; Culicidae. The transcript has a single exon. The coding region runs from base 790 to 2190 and encodes 466 amino acids.